Hylaeus anthracinus is the source of this 823-nucleotide messenger RNA. RefSeq lists its product as uncharacterized. Bases 530 to 823 code for a protein of 97 amino acids. The transcript has 3 exons. The record is from RefSeq and is a predicted model, not a curated record. NCBI's taxonomy places the organism in Eukaryota, Metazoa, Arthropoda, Insecta, Hymenoptera, Colletidae.
UAUGAAAGAUAAACAACAUUUCAUUUUAUUUACAUGCAUAUGAUUUAAAUAGUAUCGAAACGAUCGACGCGUCGAUGCGAUAACUUGGCUUCGAGAGAUCCUCGUGUAUCACACUUUCGAACAUCGUGUCUAGAUUUACUGCAUUCGUGAUACUUUUAUGGCUAUACAAUUAAAAGCAUACAAGAUUUCAAUCUGCAUUAGUAGUGAAUACAGGUAUAAAAGAAGGAAAGAAAUACUAAUCUUUGAAACGACGGAAAAAUCGCUGUUUACCGUACUGCUAAACUCUAGGCCAGAGUUUAUUUUUACCCUAGACGAACACUUGUGAUCCCUUCUUUCCAACGUUCGUCUUUGACGUCUCCACGCGGUUUUUUCUUUCUUUUUUUUUUGUCUCGUCGUCCUCGACUUCGCUCUUUUUCUGUCGACGUUGUUUUUGGAAACGUGGAACGUUAAUCUUCGUCGGUCGACGGUUUCGUCGACUCGUCGGGUAGAGGUUCUGCAGUCAGAGCACGCUGGAGAAGCGUAGCUGUAAAUGACGGAGCGUUAUAAACCGCCAGAAGCCAGCGUUGCACUGACCAAAGAAGAGAUUCAUAACAGAUACCAAGACGCGGCACUGGUUAUAUUUAAAGAACAAAGUAAAAAGGAAAUUGUCAACUAUCUGACUUUUGGAACCAGCCGUAGAACCAUGGAAUACAGCAGCUAUGGGAAUCAACCUGUCAUCGUGAGGAGACCAACCGAAGCCUUGGCGAUCCGAAACGUCGAAGACUUGUCUUCGCAGAUAUUGAGGAUAUACAGAAAGCCUCGGGACAGUUGUGUGAUAAAUUAA